This is a messenger RNA of Brassica napus (rape), 3690 nucleotides long. RefSeq lists its product as uncharacterized. The coding region runs from base 1 to 3690 and encodes 1229 amino acids. Gene Ontology annotation, molecular function: nucleic acid binding; RNA-DNA hybrid ribonuclease activity. The transcript has a single exon. NCBI's taxonomy places the organism in Eukaryota, Viridiplantae, Streptophyta, Magnoliopsida, Brassicales, Brassicaceae. The record is from RefSeq and is a predicted model, not a curated record.
AUGGGAGGGCCUAGAAGAUCUGAAGCGUCCUUUAUACCUUUUGCUGAUAUGUUAGAGUGCUGUGAAAUGGAGGAAUUCACGAGCAAAGGAAACAAGUUUACUUGGGAAGGCACUCGUUGGAAGAAAAGAAUCCAAUGUUGUUUGGACCGAAGUUUUGGGAAUAAAGCUUGGCUCUCCUUGUUUCCGAAUUCUAAUCAGACAUUCUUGGAGAAACGUGGGUCUGAUCACAGGCCCGUGUGGCUGAACCUUUCUGCUGCUCAGAGUGGUUUCAAAGGACAGUUCCGGUUUGAUAAGAGACUACUCAUUAAUCCGGAGGUUAAAGGACUUAUUGACAAGGUCUGGAGGAGAACUGACUCUAACUGCAAUCUUAAGGUGUCGCAAAAGAUCAGUAGAUGCAGGACGGUGCUGAGUCGCUGGAAGAGAACGAACCAGACUAAUGCUAAGGUCAAAAUUCUUAAACUGCAGGAGAGGAUGGAAUGGUUCCAAUCGAAACCGUACCCUUGCAGAUUCAUGAUUGAAGGCAUUCACAGAGAGCUAGUUGGGGCUUAUAAGGAGGAAGAAAUGUUUUGGAAACAGAAGAGUAAAGAUAAGUGGCUGGUGUUUGGAGACAGAAGCUCAAAAUUCUUCCACGGCUCGGUCAAGAUGAGAAGAUCCAAGAAUCAAGUCUUGAAGUUAAAAGACAAGGAGGGACAUGAGCAGUGGACAGAUGAAGCUAAAGCGGAGAUUGCUAUUGAAUAUUUCAAUGAGCUUUUCAAGUCUACCAACACAAAUUCGUAUGAUCCUGUCUUUGAAGACUUUGUUCCAAAAGUAACCAACUCCAUGAAUGUUGAUCUGUUGAGAGCUGUAUCAAAGGAGGAAGUCAAGGACGCUAUUUUUUCUAUAAAUGCUGAUAGUGCCCCUGGGCCUGACGGCAUGACUGGCGCCUUCUUCCAGAAAUACUGGGACAUAAUUGGAGAGCAGGUCACAAAUGAAAUUUGUGAAGUUUUUGCCCAAGGUGCUUUACCGCAGGAAUGGAACCUCACCUAUCUUUGUUUACUGCCCAAGAUACCCAACCCUGAGCACAUGUCUGACUUGCGACCGAUAAGCCUUUGUUCGAUCCUUUAUAAAACGGUAUCCAAGAUAUUGGUUAGGAGAAUUCAGCCUCUCCUCCCAACCAUUGUCUCGGUGAACCAGUCAGCAUUUGUCUCUGAUCGCGUGAUCUCAGACAACAUUGUGAUCGCACACGAAGCGGUUCAUGCCCUCAAAGUUCAUCCUAAGAUAGCUCAAGAGUACAUGGCCGUUAAAACUGACAUGUCUAAAGCGUAUGAUCGGGUCGAAUGGAGCUAUCUGAGAUCACUCCUGCGAGCUUUGGGUUUUGAUGAAAGAGUGGUCGUUUGGCUUAUGAUGUGCGUUACCUCGGUGACAUUUUCGGUACUGGUGAAUGACCAACCUUAUGGUUUAAUUUCGCCCCAGAGAGGAAUUCGACAGGGAGAUCCUCUCUCUCCCUUCUUAUUUGUGCUGUGCACCGAAGGUCUAACACAUCUGUUAAAUGUGGUGGAAAGAAAUGGCCUCUUAAAUGGUUUACGUUUCUCGGAGGAUGGGCCUUCGAUUCACCAUCUCCUUUUUGCCGAUGACAGCCUAUUCAUGUGCAAAGCUUACCUUGCUCAAGCUACGGUUCUUCACCGGGUUCUUGAGUUUUAUGGAGAAGCUACGGGCCAGUGUAUCAAUCUGUUGAAGUCUUCGAUAUCCUUUGGGGACAAAGUGGAUGUCCAGACUAGGCUCCUGGUGCGUGAGAUCAUGGGUAUUGAAAAUGAAGGUGGAGCAAGUAAGUAUUUGGGGCUUCCGGAAUGUUUCUCCGGAUCUAAAGUGGAAUUGUUCUCCUAUUUGAAGGAUAGGACACAAGCUCGGCUUGAUUUGUGGUAUUUACAGCAUUUAUCUCAAGGGGGAAAAGAGAUUCUACUGAAAUCAACGGCGGGAGCUAUACCUGUCUCGGCCAUGGGAUGUUUUAAACUCCCGAAGACGAUUCUCUCCAAGCUUGCUACCAUGAUGGCCAAUUAUUGGUGGAGCUCUGAGCCUCAUCACAGGAAGAUGCACUGGAUCUCUUGGGACAAGAUGUGUUUACCAAAAUCCCUUGGUGGGAUGGGGUUCAAGGAUCUAGAGUGUUUUAAUCAAGCUAUGUUAGCAAAGCAGGCAGAGAAAAUCCUUAACAACCCGCAUUGUCUUCUAGCGAGGUUUCUUAAGAGCAUUUAUUUUGUUGAUGGGGAUUUUCUUUCUGCUCCAUUGGGCGUAAGAUCGUCCUAUGCAUGGAGAAGUUUGUUGUUUGGUAGAGAUCUUCUUCAAAAAGGGCUGAAGCUAAGAGUGGGGAAUGGCCAAAGAACAAGGGUGGUUUGGCUAGACAAGUGGGUUGAGGAUCCGAUAGUGGGACUCAGGGCGCCUUGGAUAAAAAACAAUACCUUUGAUGUUAAUUUAAGGGCGGAAUAUCUUAUUGAUUUUGAAGAGAGAAUUUGGAAUCAACAUAAGCUAAGGGAGUUGUUUGUCCAAGGGGAUGUUGAUAUCAUUUCUCGAUGUCAGCCAGUGUGUCAUAGAGAUGAUUUUUUCACUUGGAAUUACAACAAGAAUGGUCGCAUAUCUGUGAAAUCGGCUUACUGGUUGGCAUCUAUGGAAAAGUUUAAGAUACAUCACUCACGAUCUUUUGAGUUGCCGUCUCUGAAUGGGUUGAAAGAGAGCUGCUGGCGGGUUCAGACAACACCAAAAAUUAAAGUCUUCCUCUGGAAAGCAAUGAGUGAGGCCCUGUCGGUUGCGGAACUGAUCAAUGCUAGAGGAAUGCAUGUUGAUGCAAGAUGUCAAGCUUGUGGUGAGGAACCUGAAACAAUAAACCAUGUGCUGUUCACUUGUCAUGUGGCCAGACAAGUUUGGGCCCUCUCCAGUAUUCCUAACACGCGUAAAGGGUUCCAUGAGUUUUCAGUUUACGCAAACCUUAACUUCCUUCUCAAUCUGAAGAGUUACGGUAACGGGCCUCUGAGACUGUGGAGAAGCUGGCCAUGGAUUGUGUGGAACCUUUGGAAGAGAAGAAAUGAAUUGCUCUUUAGAGGGAGAGGAUUUUCGUUGGAGGAAGUGGUAAAGAAGGCGGAGAAUGAGACUGAAGAAUGGCUCCUUGCGCAAAUUAUGGAGAAGGAAUGGUCUGUCUCUGAGAAAGUUAAUAAGGCUGUGGACGGUUCGAAAUGGACACCACCCCCUUCGGGUUGGCUGUGUUGUAAUGUGGGAGUUGAUUGGAGUAAAAGGGACGGCCAGGGUGGUGGAGGAUGGGUCCUAAGGAAUGAGCGUGGUGUUGUCAUCCUUCACAGUCGGAGAGCCUUUUCGGGUUUGUUUAACAAAGAUGAAGCAAACUUUGAAAUCCUUAAGUGGGUGGUAGAGAGUAUGAGAAGCCACCGCAUCUCUAAUGUGAUCAUUUCAGGUGACUUGGAGGCUAUGUUUGGAGCAAUAGCAAGACCCGAUACUUGGCCAUCUUUUCUUUUCUAUGUUGGUGAAAUUGAAAGAGAGUUGGUGGGCACCUCUGGUAUUAUAUUUCAGAAAGUAUCACGAGAAGAAAACAGAGGAGCCAUGCUUAUUGCGCAAAGUGUGACAAGAAAGGGAUUGACGCAAUCUUAUGUGUCGAGUGGCCACCCUAAUUGGUUGUAUGAAUUUUUUGUUAACGAAAGUAGACAUAUCUAG